Paramecium octaurelia is the source of this 216-nucleotide messenger RNA. The record is from the annotation of a GenBank genome assembly. NCBI's taxonomy places the organism in Eukaryota, Ciliophora, Oligohymenophorea, Peniculida, Parameciidae.
AUGGCCAUAUUACAUAUUUUUUACUCCAUUUUUUAUAGAUUAAACUUUACAAUUAAAUGGAAAUAUUAUUACAAGGACAGAAAAGUUCCCAGGAAAAUAAGUGAAAAGGAUUAGGAAUAUAAAACAUAAUUGAUAUUAGGAAUCAGUAAGACUAGAUGGAAGACUGUGUAUUAGUCAAUCGAUAGCUUUGGAUACCUGAAAAUAGGAAGCAUUUGA